Messenger RNA from Protopolystoma xenopodis, 372 nucleotides. The record is from the annotation of a GenBank genome assembly. Lineage: Eukaryota; Metazoa; Platyhelminthes; Monogenea; Polystomatidea; Polystomatidae.
UUUUCUAAUGCUUCUUCUUCCCUCGAUUUUCAGGCUGUUCGUAUUUCCGUUGGAUCCUGUGAGCGCGCACUUAAGAUGCUUAGUGAUCGCUUCAUUGAGCUUAUCAAGACAGAUAUUCAAAAUAAAACUGAAUCUCAUGAGGAAACUUCUAUUGAGGAUAAGGAAGAGUCUGGGCAGCCUGCUAUUUCAUCUAUGGUUGGUGAGACCACUCGUGUCCUUCGGGGCGUAGUGCGCAUUGGUUUGCUGGGCAAGAGUCUUCUUUUAACAGGUGAACGCCAACUCGAUUUGGUACUAAUGUGCUCCUCAAGGCCGACGGUUGAGCUUGUGCAAGCGGUGGCGGACCGUCUGUCUGAACAGCUUAAGCUACUAUAA